AUGAAAGGAAAAGUGGAAAGCAACGUUCCAAAAAUAAAUUUAAAUCAUACCAAGCCAAAGAUACAAGAUGUCGAAUUGAAACAUUUUAGGACAGCUCCGAGGGAAAAACAUCCAUGGAGCAAUGCAGAGACUGAUGCAUUGAUGAGCGGUGUAGGUGAGUUUGGAAAGAAAAGCUGGAAGAAGAUUCUGAACAAGUACGGAAAUGUUUUUAUAAAGGAAAGAAGAAUAGUCGAUUUGGUUAAUAAAUACAAACUUAUUAAGAAAGAAACAUCAUACCAUCAUACCGAAGGCAGAGAUUGGGUUCUAUUGGAUGAGCAAGGAAAGCCUGUUGAGAGCUGGGCAGGUGAAAUAUCAACAGUUAAUCAAAGAUUUCCAUAUGAUGCAGCAAAGAAGUUUGCAAAGAGAAGGAUUGUAAGCGGUGGUAGGAAGUUUAACAUUACAGUAAGAGAAGCACAGAACAUCGAAAAUGCACAUACAUAUGCUGUUGAAGCGGAUUCGCCAGGGAAGAUGAGAAUGAAGAAGUUGGUUGAGAAGCAAAAAUAA
Vittaforma corneae ATCC 50505 is the source of this 543-nucleotide messenger RNA. RefSeq lists its product as uncharacterized. The transcript has a single exon. The record is from RefSeq and is a predicted model, not a curated record. Bases 1 to 543 code for a protein of 180 amino acids. NCBI's taxonomy places the organism in Eukaryota, Fungi, Microsporidia, Nosematidae.